Molecule: messenger RNA, 1404 nt
Organism: Chanos chanos (milkfish)
Lineage: Eukaryota; Metazoa; Chordata; Actinopteri; Gonorynchiformes; Chanidae
Gene: rnf150a
Product: ring finger protein 150a
Exons: 7
Coding region: 1-1275 (424 amino acids)
Source: RefSeq, a predicted model, not a curated record
AUGGCCAUGUCACUUAUUCGAGCUUGUCGCAGUUUGGCUCUGUCCACAUGGCUUCUCUCGUUUUGUUUUGUGCAUUUGCUUUGUCUGGACUUCACAGUGGCCGAGAAAGAGGAAUGGUACACGGCCUUCGUUAACAUCAGCUACCUGGACCCGGUUACUUCUGAAAUUAAAACAGAGAAGACGGAAUGCGGGCGCUAUGGCGAGCACUCUCCCAAAAAAGAAGUCAAGGGCUUGUUAUUGAUGCCAUCCUUAUUGCAAGACCGACAGGCUUGCGAUGCCAACACGAAAUUUCCAAUACCCCAUCCAAACAGUCACUGGAUUGCAUUGAUUGCGAGGGGGAAUUGCACAUAUGUGGAAAAAAUCCGACAUGCAGCAAGUCUGAACGCGUCUGCAGUUGUCAUUUUUAAUGUAGGAUCUAGCAAUGCAAACGAGACCAUAACAAUGCCUCAUCAAGGAACAGGUGACGUGGUGGCUAUAAUGAUCCCGGAACCCAGAGGUCGUGAGAUGGUUGCCCUGCUGGAGAAAAACAUCAGGGUCACCAUGCACAUCACCAUAGGAACCAGGAACUUGCAGAAGUUUGUGAGUCGAACAUCUGUGGUGUUCGUCUCCAUCUCCUUCAUCGUGCUCAUGAUCAUCUCGCUGGCCUGGCUGGUCUUUUACUACAUCCAGAGAUUCCGCUACGCCAGUGCACGAGACCGUAGUCAGAGACGCCUGGGAGACGCUGCUAAGAAAGCCAUAAACAAACUGCAAGUACGCACCAUUAGGAAAGGAGACAAGGAAACAGAAUCAGAUUUUGAUAACUGUGCUGUGUGCAUUGAGGGCUACAAGCCAAAUGAUGUAGUUCGGAUAUUACCGUGCAGGCAUGUCUUCCAUAAAAACUGUGUGGAUCCCUGGUUACAGGACCACAGAACAUGCCCCAUGUGUAAGAUGAACAUCCUCAAAGCCCUCGGCAUCCCGCCGAACGCAGACUGCUCCGAUGACACCCCUCCAGACUACGAGAUGUCUGUUGGUGGAACGCCCACAAACCCAGUGACCGGCGCCAGUGAAGUGACAGUCAGUGAAAGUUCAGUGGUGCUGGACCCAGCUAUGCGGAUGCUCGGACUACCGCAGAUCUAUCACGAAGUCGACUCUAUUGAACACCACCACAUUGCAAGCAGUGAACACCAGCCCCCCCUGAGCAGUGACUCGGACACCUCCCUCAUCCUCCCCGCCGAGGUCGGCCUGUCCGACGUGGAGCUUCCCUCAGCGGCACGGCGUGAGGACGUGAAGUCUUGAUCGGUGGAUUUCUGCCGCUAUAGAGAAGACCAGGAAUGGGCUCCUACGGAAUGGGACCGGAGUGGAACAGGUUCCUCCUUAAAAAAUAUAAACAAGCAAUAAGAAAACAGAAACAGCACAAAUGGCACC